ACACAAAAAGCAAUAAUCGACCGUUAUGGUUUCGUAUUUUGUAUUGAAAUGGUACUAUGCCCUGCUUUUAGAUCUUUUCUGUUGCCGUAAUACGUUCCGUGGUACAACUCGAAGGUCAUAGAGACAGCUCACACUCUGGGGAUUGUUGUAGGUUUCCUCUGGUCUGAAUGUUGUGCUGGUUGCCAACGGUGAUAAUCCAAUUUGCUUUUUACACCGAGUGAAAUCUCUUUAGCAAUCGCCAACAUUUACUGGACUAUUUAAUAUGUAUAAAUUGAUUGGUUUUAUAUUCUUACUUGAGUUUGUCGCAAUCCCUUCGAAUGCUAUUUGUAGUCAAGAAGUGUUGAGGAUAUCUGGGACGUUAAAUAUUAUCGGCCUUUUCAAUCUCCAUUCUGGUGAAAAUUGCUCAGAGAUAAAUUUUCUAGCACUGCAAAGUGCCCAAAACCUUGUUCAGUCAGUAAAAGCGAUUCGCUUAAUAAAACUAAUUCCAAAUUACGAAAUUGGUCUUUCAAUAUUUGAUCUAUGUUUUAAUAAUGAAUAUAAGCAGAAACUUGAACCUCUUUGCAUGGAAUCGUUUCAACAAGGAAGCUAUGUGUUACAAGGCUACUCUGAUGAAGAUGUUAAUGAAGCUUAUGAUUUUCCCGUUGUAAAACUAGAUGAAAAUCCACCAUUUAAUUUAUAUAUAAAAGUGGUUGCGAGGACGAUACAUGACCUUAAGCUAUCGCCUAUCAACUAUCUUGUUGUGGAUGAGGGCUAUCUGAAGAAUUUUUUGAUUGAAGAACUGACCAUGCUACAAGUUUGCAUUCUCAACAUUACUAGAUUUGACAAGAUUGAGAAUGUUAAAAAUGGAGGAAAUAUAGUUUUCAUUGGAAAGUUAGUACAAAUAGAACAAAUAUCAAUCCAUUUUCCAGACACCACUAUAUUUAUUGUGCCAACGGAUGGAUUAUAUAAUGAAAUGUCAGGUUUAUCUGGAGAGAAAACAAUAUUCCUUUUACCAACUCAUGUGGAAAUUGAUGAUCUUUUGAUAUCUGGAAUAGCGAACGAGACAAAGGGCAAUGAGUUCAAUACCAUAACAUUAUCGACAUUGUCAUUGUCACAGAUUCAGUUGGUAUCUGACGUUUUCAACUUAAUACAAACCACAAAGUCUCGUUUGGAGACAGUUUGCAAAAAUCUAACAAUAUGCAAUAGCCUUAAUAAGAAUAUAUUUGAUAAAGGGAUAAAAUCAAUACCAAUUAGAGAGGAUAAAAUACGACACCAACUGAAGGUUUUAAAUAUUGAUGUCAACGAUUUUACCAGUGCUAUUGUAUUCCUGCACAACGACCAGGGCUUUGUAAAAAUGGGUGAAGUUAAAAUGUUAGGUAAUGAAUGGAGUGUUAAACCAAGACCAGAGAACAGUUCUGAAAUUGUGGGUUUUGGUUGUGAUCAACCAAAUUUAAACUGUUCAUUAUGUUCAAAUUAUCGAACUCUAGUCCAAUUUAAAGAACAAUUGAAAAGACCUAGCUUGGCUUUGAAGGAAGAAGCCUGGGUAGCGGCUUUGUUAUCUAUUUCUGCAGUCGGUAUAAUUUCUUGUCUUGCUAUAGCUAUAUUUAUUUUAGUGCGUAUUUGCAAGAAAGACGUGCUAGAAGGAAACCCGUCAUUUUCAUUUUUAAUGCUCACAUCUCUGAUUCUCGUGUACCUUUCAAUAUUACCAUUUGCAUUUAAAAUUGAACAUGACAAUCCACAAUUUUAUUUUAAAAGUAUCUUAUGCGGGUUGAAAGUCAUUGGUACUAGUUUCAGUUAUUCUUUUAUUUUUUCUGUAAUGCUAGCUCGUUCAUUCAUGUUAGCGAGCUGUGAUGAAGACGGUGGUUUUAUGAGUCAUGUUAACGGCUAUUUACAGUCUGUUCUGUGUUUUUUUAUCGCUGCUGUACAAUUAGCUUUAACAUUACAGUUCUGGGCGAUAAACUGGGUCUUUACUGAUCAUGAACAAUGCCAAGCAAUGACUCAAGGUCCUGUAUUUUUAUAUUUACUAGGCUACGACAUGUUUCUUCUCAUCUUUUUAAUAUUUAUUUCUCCAUUUAUAAUGAGAUCAAAACGUAAUUAUCAAGAAGGAGGAUAUUUCGCCUCUUCGUCAUUCCUAUGCGUACUUGUCUGGAUCACUUGGGCUUCCGGUUACCUCUAUCUUCCUACUUAUGCUGAUAUUUUCAUAUGCUCUGGCCUAGUGGCUACAGCUACAGUGAUAUUAGUAGUUGUUUUUAUACCACGAACGUACUUGAUGAUGACUGGUAUCGUACGAGACCACCUUGUGAGCACGCUUCCAGCUCUGACCCAUACCACCUCAAGUGUUAUUGAUGUCAAUUAUCACUCAACUCAAGCACUGUACGACACAGUCUCAGCAAGGGGGCAAAUCAAUCCGAAUUACUACUCAGAAAGACCGACAACCCCAUCGACUUCUAAGAUGGAAGACAGGAUUGAAAACAAUCCAUAUGAUAACUAUGAGAGUUCAUCCUCGCCUCUGAAUGUCACGAGGUUUUGACAAGAAUUUACUCUUGAUUGAAGUUUUUUUACUAAUCUUCUAAAGGUUGUUUUCUUAUCAAUUUCAUACAUACAAAACGGUUUAAAAUAGCCAUUUUAUAUUUUAAAAAAUUAACAUAAAAAUAAAAAUGUUUAUUAGUUUUUAUAUGUGCAAGGAAUUUAAUAAUUAUCUUCUAACGAGUACUUGAUAAGUUUAAGUGAGAUCUUGGAAUUUAUCAAGUCCAGUGUGGAAUGAAUUUAAUUUGAUGUUCAUAACUUCUACCUGGUUGAGUGUUACAUCAAAAUCACAAGUAUGUGAUCUUUGAUUCUAUCGUUUAUAGGUAUUUGGCAAAGAGUUGAUUAUUAUUAACAAACUUUAUUUAUUAGUGAUAGUGUUUCUUCUAUAAAUCUGUUUGAUUGUAACAUCGCAUAUUUGUAAUCUUUGGAUUUAUUAUAAAGUCCAUAGGGGUAUUUGGUAAAUAAUUGUUAAUAAUAAUUUGUUUUGAAAAUAAAAUGUUCCAAAAUGUUCAUGUUGUAAAAUACUUGAAGACAAAACAAAAUUCACAUUUAUAUAACUAAAAAAAAUCAUAGUUGUUUUCAAUAAAAAGAUAUGCAUAUUCUAAAAAGAAAUUGUUAAAAUUGUGGCCAGAUAUUUUUUGGAAAUCAAGUUUGUUCUUAUAAAGGAGAAUUAAUAAGAAUUUCUGUUAAAAUUCUUCAGUGAAUUUUAUUUAUAAAAAUUCAUCUUGUUAAAUAAAAAAAUACUUACUUGUGUAUGUAAAAGUUUCCUGGGAGUACAUUGUAAUUUACUUUCUAAAAAACAGAAAUGGAACAAAAACAUAAAAUGUAUCAUUAUAUAAAAUAUAUAUUUACUUUGCAUUUGUAGUACAUUUAAAAUGUAUUUUUAAGUUAUUCCUUCAUUACACUAUACAGUUGUGUACAGUUUUAUUUUUCAAACUCUUGGACUAAAAAAUACUUUGGAAACCAAAAUUACAUCAUUCAUCUAUUUACAGCUUUACAAUUACGAUCUUCAAAAAAUGUUUCCUCUAAUAAAACAAAAUAGUUGUGUUAUUACAAUUAUUUUUUUAAAUAUACAAUUCAAAGUUCAAUUUUCAUACAAUACUGUAGAGAACCGAUUAUCUCUAAACAAAUUAUUGUUUAAGUAGGAAAUUAUUCAUCGUUGAUUGACAUGACAGCAAAAAACCAUGGAUAUUUUAAAAAGUUAAAUAAUCAAUCCCAUUUUGAUUUGAAUCAUUCCUUAAAAUAUAGAAAUUUGAGAA
This is a messenger RNA of Cimex lectularius (bed bug), 3764 nucleotides long. RefSeq lists its product as uncharacterized. The transcript has 7 exons. The coding region runs from base 263 to 2509 and encodes 748 amino acids. Gene Ontology annotation, cellular component: membrane. Gene Ontology annotation, molecular function: sevenless binding; adenylate cyclase inhibiting G protein-coupled glutamate receptor activity. The record is from RefSeq and is a predicted model, not a curated record. Lineage: Eukaryota; Metazoa; Arthropoda; Insecta; Hemiptera; Cimicidae. Gene Ontology annotation, biological process: visual perception; G protein-coupled receptor signaling pathway.